UAACUAGAAGUUGCAUUAUAGUAUAAUGCUAUUCCUGUUGCUUUGAUAUAUGGGAAGACAUAAGAGAAAAAUUUGUUCGGUCUUUAUAUCUCUUGUUCUAAUGUUUGUUUAUUGCAGAUUCGAACAUUAGGGAUGCUCAGAUCUCGUUUUGAAUCAUUGCCUGGUGCAUUUAAUGCCUGUCUAAUUCCAGAUGAGAAGAGCGAGCCAAAGAGGAAAGGACUAAGAGCCACAUUCUCCUGUAACUAUGCUGAGAUCCCUCCUAACAAAGAGAAAGAGGCUGCAAGAUUUGCUCAGUUAUGGAACAGAAUAAUCAGUAGUUUUAGAGAUGAAGAUCUUAUAGAUGAUAGGGAAAUGAAUUUGUUACUUGUUCCAUAUUGGGCUGACCGUGAUUUGGAACUUAUACAAUGGCCUCCUUUUUUACUGGCUAGCAAGAUACCAAUAGCAUUGGACAUGGCAAAGGACAGUAAUGGGAAGGAUCGAGAGCUGAAGAAGAGGAUUGAAGCUGACAAUUACAUGUCCUGUGCUGUUCGCGAGUGCUAUGCUUCAUUCAGGAACAUUAUUAGGUUCUUGGUUCAGGGGAACCGUGAGAAAGAGUAAGUUCUGUUCUGAUAGAGGAAGCAUAACUAGAGAGUAUCUUGGACAUAGAAAUUCCUUCUUUACAUCA
This is a messenger RNA of Carica papaya (papaya), 664 nucleotides long. Lineage: Eukaryota; Viridiplantae; Streptophyta; Magnoliopsida; Brassicales; Caricaceae. The record is from RefSeq and is a predicted model, not a curated record.